Messenger RNA from Lithohypha guttulata, 945 nucleotides. RefSeq lists its product as uncharacterized. The coding region runs from base 1 to 945 and encodes 314 amino acids. Lineage: Eukaryota; Fungi; Ascomycota; Eurotiomycetes; Chaetothyriales; Trichomeriaceae. The transcript has 2 exons. The record is from RefSeq and is a predicted model, not a curated record. Gene Ontology annotation, molecular function: chromatin DNA binding; protein heterodimerization activity. Gene Ontology annotation, biological process: leading strand elongation; heterochromatin formation; DNA damage response. Gene Ontology annotation, cellular component: epsilon DNA polymerase complex; CHRAC.
AUGCCUCGCAAAAGUACAGCAUCCGUCGCAACGACAGAUGUCAAUGGAGAUGUCUCCAUGAUAUCAGAAGCACCUACAAUCCCUUCGCCCAAGGAUCAGCAGCCAGAGCCGUCCAAAUCUAGCAAGAAGAAAGACAAGACGGAUAAGGAAGCAACUGCGCAACAACAUGCGGAUCCAGUCAGUUUAGAUGACCUUCUACUCCCACGCUCCAUUGUUCAGCGUCUAGCAAAGGGUGUCCUUCCACCGAAUACCUCCAUUCAGAAAGAUGCUGUAUUGGCAUUGACAAAGUCCGCUACAGUAUUCAUAUCACUACUGGCUUCCACAUCGAACGAGAUGACCGAGCGCAAAACAAUACAGAGCCAGGAUGUGAUCAAAGCACUGCGCGAAAUCGAGAUGGACCAGGCAAUGCAGAUUGGCGUAAUAGGCAAGGAUGGCCAGAAAGGUGGAAGAGUGGAGCGGGAAGUUGAGAUCUGGGAGAGUGAAGUCAGAGGCAAGCGGAGAGGAUAUAGAGAGCGUGUGAAAGCUAGAGAGAGUGGUGGAGGUGGAGAUACGACUGUAGGAAGUCUAGAUGUGGGAGAAGAGGUAGAACGGGAAAGAGAAGAGCACGAGACAAAGAGACUAAGAAUAGAUCCUGAUGAAGUGACAGGGAGAGAGGGUUCAACAGCGCCGAUCACGCAAGGAACGAACAAACUGAAGUUGGAUGGUGGUAGGCGGCAAUCGGACGAGCCGGAACCUGGGGACGAGGAAGGUGAAGAUGCUGGUGAAGAAGAUGUGGAAGAGGAAUCCAGUGAAGAGGAGGGUUUUGAGGAUGCUGAGGAAGAGCAAGAUGGUGAUGGAGUCCAGGGAGACAGACUCGAAGUCGAAGAGGAUUCUGGUCGACGGAGGGACACGUUAGCUCCUGAUGGGAGGGUUGAAGUGGGUGGAAGCGACGAUGAAAGUGACUAG